GGAAGAAAGAAUCAAUCACAGCUUUCAAAUUUCUUUUUGUCAUCUCUAACGAUUCAUCGAUAAACCCCUCCUCCUCGGUUCAAUGGACAACACUUCAGCUUCUUCUUCUUCUUCUUUGGCUGCAACUGCAAUCCCCCGACAAUCCCAAUGGCUUCAAACCACUCUAUCAGAUUUGGAGGAGAAAAUGAAAGCCAUGACGACCCUUCUUCAGGAAUCUGAUAAUUCAAAAUCCUCAUGUCAAAUGGCUCAUAUUUCUCACAACUGGAAACAACAACUUGUUCAAAUGUUGGGAGAGUUAAACAGGUCUUACUGUUCUUUAGCACAUAAGUAUGAUCAGUUGAGGUCUAAAUCACAAAGGGUCCUGGAAGCCUCUAAUGAUCCUAUACGAGAGGCCUUCGAUACUUGCGACGAGCCUGUCAUGGAUGAUUCUGAUUAUGAACAUCACAUAUCUGACUUUGAAUACCUUAACGAGUUAGCAGAUGAUCUAGUAUUAACACGACAAUGCGAUAUGUCUUUCAUGAAAAAGCCCGGAGAACAAACGAACCGAGAAUUUUCGGAAGAAGAGGAUGUUGUUUUGAAGGUUAAUGAUGAGUUUCAAAGAUUUAAUCCUAAAGCUGUAGAGUUUGAAAAGGAGUGUACAUGGUUUCAAUUUACAAAGCUCAUGGAGGAGAAUCUACGGCAGCAAGCAGAACUAUUAAGUAGGAAUAAUGAGAAGAGAGAAACCAUCAAUCGGUUACGGCUAAAACUCGAGCAGGUAAAGAGUGAGAACAAGAUCCUACAACUGCAGAAGUGCCUCUAUUGCUCAAAAGUUGGUGUGAAGCGCAAUCAUUCUCAGAAUUCAAGAUCAACAGGACUAUUUCUAGGCAAGUUCUUCAAUGGAGGUUGCUCAUAGUUUUUUAUUUUUAAAUUUCCCAUUUGUUGAUCUUUUGUUAGCAUUGGUACAUUGGUGACUCCAAAGAAUGAUCUGUAAUUAAGUUGUCUGCAGUUCCUUCUAUCAAUUCAAUAAACAGUUUAUAUCAA
Gossypium arboreum is the source of this 1020-nucleotide messenger RNA. RefSeq lists its product as uncharacterized. Bases 83 to 892 code for a protein of 269 amino acids. Gene Ontology annotation, molecular function: actin binding. The transcript is spliced from 2 exons. Lineage: Eukaryota; Viridiplantae; Streptophyta; Magnoliopsida; Malvales; Malvaceae. The record is from RefSeq and is a predicted model, not a curated record.